GAUUGACUCACAUUCAUAAUUCAUCCAGAUAAACAAAGGGACUAAAUCCCAGGUUCUGUUCAACAGCAGCCAACAGAUUCUAUCUUGUAGUCCUGUAUUUUUUUGGUGGUCAAACGAGAGUUUCAGCAACAAUGAAUACUGGACAACUGACUCUAAUGGGAUCCACUGUAUGUGUGAUGCUUACAAUGCAUUUCUCACUACAGCUUCUUUCAGAACAUAUAUUUUGUUGGAAGAAGCCAAAGGAGCAAAAAGCAAUAAUAGUUAUCAUACUCAUGGCUCCCAUAUAUGCUGUUGACUCGUUUGUUGGUCUAAUAGACAUCCAAGGAAGCAAGGCAUUUUUUAUGUUCUUGGACUCAAUUAAGGAGUGCUAUGAAGCUUUGGUGAUUGCAAAGUUUUUGGCUCUGUUGUACAGCUACCUGAAUAUAUCCAUAAGCAAAAACAUAGUGCCAGAUGAGAUCAAAGGAAGGGAGAUUCACCACUCAUUUCCAAUGACUCUUUUUCAGCCUCACACUGCUCAUUUGAACCAUCAUACACUGAAGCUUCUCAAAUACUGGACAUGGCAAUUUGUUGUAAUUCGCCCUAUCUGCUCCAUUUUGAUGAUAACUCUUCAACUUCUUGGGUUGUAUUCAAGUUGGAUCAGCUGGACAUUUACCAUUGUGCUGAACAUUUCUGUGUCACUGGCUCUCUAUUCUCUUGUUGUUUUCUACCAUGUAUUUGCUAAGGAGUUGCAACCACACAAACCUCUUGCCAAGUUCUUGUGCAUCAAAGGAAUUGUCUUCUUCUGCUUUUGGCAGGGGAUUGUGCUUGAUAUUCUCGUAGCUUUGGGCAUAAUCCGGUCAUAUCAUUUCUGGCUUGAUGUGGAACACAUAGAAGAAGCUCUUCAGAAUGCAUUAGUUUGUGUAGAGAUGGUUUUCUUUGCUGCUUUCCAGCAGCAUGCAUACAGUGCCAUACCAUACAGAGAUAACUACACCACAUCAACAACGAUACCGGAUAAGAAGAAAGAUUGAUUCAGGGAUUCCCACCAAUGAAACUGAAAAACUUUUUUGUGCUCUUUAUGAUCCAUACUAGAUAUCCGCAAUCUUCCCAACAUUUCAUGUUUAAGAGAUGCAAGUUGCUCUUCCAUGUGCAAUCUAGUUACUUUUCCCAAUUUAGCUUCAGCUUAUACUUCUGGUAUUUAUUGGGUUAAGUCACUUCCUCUAUUGUAAGUACUAAAAUUGAUUUAUCUUUCUUUGUGUUACAUAAGCAAUGAAAGAAACGACGAAAA
Messenger RNA from Rubroshorea leprosula, 1264 nucleotides. Lineage: Eukaryota; Viridiplantae; Streptophyta; Magnoliopsida; Malvales; Dipterocarpaceae. The record is from the annotation of a GenBank genome assembly.